AUGCAAGUAAUAUCAACGCUGACAGGGAUAAUAUUAUACUUUCAGGAUAUCAUAUAUAAUCAUCAGAUCGUAUUGGACGCACAAUUCCAUGGUGCCUUUGCGCGUGAUAUCACUCUAGGACUAGAAUAUCUACACGCAUCACCAAUUGGUUGUCAUGGAUCACUUUCACCAUGGGCAUGUCUGAUCGACCGGAAUUGGGCAGUGCGUUUAACCGAUUAUGGAAUUGCGGAUAGCCUUGAGAGGUGGCAAAAAAUGGGCAUAAUAUCAGUUGAAGCGUUGAGAGAGGACAAUGAGGGUUCAACCAUUGAAAAAAGUGGAUCACAGCAAAAAACAAGUGUUCUGUAUUGUGCGCCGGAGAUGCUUAGAACAAGUGAGUCAAACCGUCGUCGUGGUAUAGAAAAGAAUUGGGUGCAGCAAACGAUGGUGAGAAGACAAGCCGGUGAUAUAUACGGAUUUGGAAUGAUCAUGUACGAGAUACUCUUUCGAUCGUUACCGUUCCCCGAUAAGACCGAUAUCACCGAAAGUAUUACCAUUUUAAAAACUGAUCACCAAAUUGAAUUUUUGAUCAUCGAAUCCAAGUUGCAUAAUUCAACCAUUAAAAACUGUACUUUCAAAGAACUGGUUGAGAAUGUUCGUACCGGCAAAGGGACCUUUCGACCAAGCAUCCAGAAUCGUGAAGGAAUGAAUCCAGACCUAAUGUCGUUGCUGUUAGAUUGCUGGAAUGAGAACCCUGAUGCACGUCCUUCAAUUCACAGGGUCCGCAUAUGCACAGAAACCUAUCUGAAAGUGUUGGUUACCACUGUUGGAUGA
Molecule: messenger RNA, 810 nt
Organism: Anisakis simplex (herring worm)
Lineage: Eukaryota; Metazoa; Nematoda; Chromadorea; Rhabditida; Anisakidae
Source: the annotation of a GenBank genome assembly